Messenger RNA from Ectocarpus sp. CCAP 1310/34, 2192 nucleotides. The record is from the annotation of a GenBank genome assembly. NCBI's taxonomy places the organism in Eukaryota, Phaeophyceae, Ectocarpales, Ectocarpaceae.
AUGCUAAUCGAGGAAGCCGAUUUCGAGAGGGCGUGUCGUGCUGCUGGUCGAGGAGUGGCACCUCAGCAUAAAACAAGAGUACGCCCGCGAGCCGCAGCCGUCGACUCCAAUGAUGGCGACUGGAGCGUCGCUGGUGGAUCCCGCUCUCAAACGUUUUGGCCACGGUUCGGAGAUGUCUGCCUUGUAGCAGCCGGUGUCCGUUGUGCCGUGCUCCUCGACUCGCGCCGCGCGCCCCGCGGAUUUCCUCCGCUAGCAGACGUUCUGUUGGCAAUGCAGCACGAUCAACAGGAACGGCAACAGCAGAAAGAACGUUGCGCGACCCGUGACUGUCAUUCCGACUGCGAUUGUAGCAGCGGCGGCGUCGCCUGCUUGGGAUUGCUCGUUUUGGAAGGGUCGAGCUUCUUGGUCAACCGUGUUAUGCUUGUGCAUAGACUCAACGAGCUUUUUUCGGGUGAAACCAUCGCUGCACAACAAGCAGACGAGAUGUUCAGGAGGUCGUCGACAUGUGCCACCGGUUGCGGCAAGAAGAGUGGAUAUGAGGCAGAGGCGGUGAGACCGGCGGUGGAUGUUGCCGCCUCAGCUCAUCAGCGCCGCUUAGGUUGGCGAGACUCGACUCUCCUCGACGUGAACAAGGCUCUGGCAGUGCCGAGUGAUCGCAGCGAUGUUCUCGCACCAAGACUCUGUGCUGCUCUCCUCUGGGCCUUCGGCGGAGCAACGGUAGCGGCCACCGCGAAUAGCGUUGAAGGAGGGCGAGCCAGCAGACCAUCACCAACGCCACCACCACGAGGUACUAGCAGAGAGUCGAUGGCGAUGGAGACCCCGGCGAAGAGCAACAAGGAAGACAGGUUUUGUGGGGGCGACGGCGUACAUCGCGUGCUGCCAUCAGAACUAGAAGGGGGGGCACGCUGGCUGCGAGACUUGAGCAUGAAGGAGCUGAUUUUGGACUGUGAGAGCCUUGUUAAAACCUUGGGCGACGUCGGCCUCUCCGGGUUGGCCGGUUGGCUGCUCGAGUAUCCGGUGAUUUACUGCUGCUCCUCUCUCAACGACGGGACGAGCAAUGGAAGCGACGGGAAGGAAAUGGAGCAUGCAAGGGGCAACUGCUUGGCUGCCGUCCCACUCACCGUCUACUCGUUUGCAGUCGACUUGGGCGACAAGGGGAGGGGCUGCUCCUCCCGCUCGCAGCCGUCGCUCGAUGAGCGCUCGGUGAGCGCUACCGGCGCAUGGUUCGACGCCUUUAGCUUCAGCGUGCCCGAGACGAUGUGUGGUCCAACCGAGACCGAGCAGGAUGAGGACGAAGUAAAUGGUGGUGGUGCGUGCGGGGAAAAUCGCGAGGAGCGACACCGGCGAACGGCUGCUGCUCUUCAUGGCCUCGUGGACAAUUUUGUACAGACAAUAGACCGUCGAUUGGCGCGACUUCGCGGAAGUGGCGACAAUGGUAACGGCUCCUUCUUAAGCCUGAAUGUUUUCAAGCGCAGAGCGACGCUUGACCAGGUAGCGCUUUAACCACAAAUCAUUUGGCAGCCUUCGACAACUGUUCGGGACAUUUCUAAUGUCAAAUAAGACGCGCUACGUCCGCUUGUCGCAUCCGCUCGUAGCAUCGCACAACAAGGCCGUUCCAUUGUUGCCUUUAAUAUCGCGAUCAUCAUCACUCGACAAAACGCCGCCGAUUGAAUCGUUGCCCAUUCGUUUGCGACGUUCGUGCAUGGACAUGCAAGGCAAGAGUUGCGGCAUGGUGUCGUGGAGCGUCCCUGCCUACCCUUACAAAAGUUGAGCACCCUCAUACUCUGCCAUGCCCUGUCCAAGACUUCGAAACCUUUCCUGCACUACAGCAAAAUGCGUUUCGAGGAUGCAGAUUGCGAACAUUCUCGUUUCUCUGGGCUGAUUGUGCGGAAUCGGCCUCCAAGCUUUCAUUACGUUGAGGUACUGAAUAUAUGCGGGGUGAUGUUUGCCUAUUCAACGAGGCGCUCCCGCCUUUCCCUGAGUCCACACUGAGCGGCAUUUAAGCCGCUUACAACUGGUAUCUACACCAGCUUACCACGACACGAGUCAAUAUCGUUCUUCCCGAGUCCUCCUCAGGCCUCCCUUUCAUACACGUUCAACAAGCCGUCCCUCGCUACUUCGUAACGGGUUGGUGUGUGGUUUAGAGCCUCAGCUCCACCUUUUUCACUACAAGAAGCUCCUGUGUUGAGCAC